AUGGCGUGGAAGGACAAAUCUACCAUAAACCCGACUUUGCGCACGAGAAUCAGUCCCUUUGGUGGAGCGUCCGAUCCCCAUGGCACCCAGAUGGCAAACUUGAUUUGCGCAAUUGAUCCGGGAUGCGAGUUCUAUGUGGCCAAGGUUACUGAGGGACGCCACGGCAUCUCACUAAGACGGGUAGCUGGUGCCAUCGAGUGGGCCAUGAGCAAAGACGUGGAUGUCAUUUCUAUGAGCUUUGUAAUGCUAGAAGAGUUCAAAAAUCUGGGAACAGUCUGCACUUGCGCCUACGAAAAAGGCAUCGUGAUGCUAUGCAGCUACCACGAUCAGGUUGAACAUCGCCUUGAGAUCGAUUCCUUACCUCGAGUCACUCGAUCGAAUAUCUGGCAGCUCGGUGGCAACCGAAAUCGCGGCGGAUUUAAGUUCACUGAUUCUGCCCUGUUAUAG
Molecule: messenger RNA, 447 nt
Organism: Penicillium hordei
Lineage: Eukaryota; Fungi; Ascomycota; Eurotiomycetes; Eurotiales; Aspergillaceae
Exons: 3
Coding region: 1-447 (148 amino acids)
Biological process (GO): proteolysis
Molecular function (GO): serine-type endopeptidase activity
Source: RefSeq, a predicted model, not a curated record